Molecule: messenger RNA, 1351 nt
Organism: Thermothielavioides terrestris NRRL 8126
Lineage: Eukaryota; Fungi; Ascomycota; Sordariomycetes; Sordariales; Chaetomiaceae
Exons: 4
Coding region: 87-1340 (417 amino acids)
Biological process (GO): response to heat; protein refolding
Cellular component (GO): nucleus; cytosol; cytoplasm
Molecular function (GO): Hsp70 protein binding; ATP binding
Source: RefSeq, a predicted model, not a curated record
GGCUCCCGCCAAUUCCGGCUGGCUCUAGAAUAACGCAGCUGCCGCUGCAAAUAACCAAGCUCUCUUUGUUACGGUAAACCGUCAAGAUGGUGAGGGAGACGAAACUCUACGACGUUCUUGGCGUCUCGCCAAAUGCCACAGAGCAGGAGUUGAAGAAGGCAUACAAGACAGGCGCGUUGAAGUUCCAUCCUGACAAAAACCACAACAACCCGGCGGCGGAGCAGAAGUUCAAAGAGAUCUCCCAUGCCUACGAGAUUCUUUCCGACCCCCAGAAGCGCCAAAUAUACGAUCAGUAUGGCGAAGCCGGCUUGGAAGGUGGGGCUGGCGGCGGCGGCGGUAUGGCGGCUGAGGAUCUCUUCGCCCAGUUCUUCGGCGGCGCCGGCCUCGGCGGCGGUUUCGGUGGCAUGUUUAGCGGCAUGCACCAGCCCCGCGGACCCUCGAAGGCCAAGACCAUCCACCACGUUCACCAGGUUUCCCUCGAGGACAUCUACCGCGGAAAGGUGUCCAAGCUGGCUCUGCAGCGGUCCAUCAUCUGUCCCAAAUGCGAGGGUCGCGGCGGCAAGGAAGGCGCUGUUCGGAAAUGCCCGGGCUGCGACGGCCAUGGCAUGAAGACCAUGAUGCGUCAGAUGGGUCCUAUGAUCCAGCGCUUCCAGACAGUCUGCCCUGACUGCAAUGGCGAGGGUGAGAUUGUUAAGGACAAGGAUCGCUGCAAGCAGUGCUUCGGCAAGAAGACCGUUGUCGAUCGCAAGGUCCUUCACGUCCAUGUCGAUCGUGGCGUCAAGAGCGGCACCAAGGUUGAGUUCCGCGGCGAGGGUGACCAGGCCCCUGGUAUCCUUGCUGGCGAUGUUGUCUUCCAGAUCGAGCAGAAGCCCCAUCCCCGCUUCACCCGUCGGGACGAUGAUCUCCUGUACCAUGCUGAGAUCGACCUGGUCACCGCUCUGGCUGGUGGGAAUCUCUACAUUGAGCACCUGGACGACAGGUGGCUGAGCGUUGAAAUCCUGCCCGGCGAGGCCAUUGCUCCUGGCUCCGUGAAGAUGAUCCGAGGCCAAGGCAUGCCGUCAUACCGCCAUCACACUUUCGGCAACAUGUAUAUCCAAUUCUCCGUCAAGUUCCCCGAGAAGAACUGGACCCAGGAUUAUGCUGCUUUUGAGGCCCUGCGGAGGGUCCUCCCCGCACCCGAGGUCGUCAACACCCCACCAAGCGAGGCUAUGACCGAGCCUGUAGACCUCGACGACAUCGACAGCUCAGCCAGAGCAUUCCCGAAUGGUGGUGGUAGUGCGAUGGACGAAGACGAGGACAAUGAGCCUCAUGCCGAGCGCGUCCAAUGUGCUACCCAGUAAGGGGGUAGCCU